Cynoglossus semilaevis (tongue sole) is the source of this 2654-nucleotide messenger RNA. It is a transcript of the gene rgmd, whose product is annotated as RGM domain family, member D. Lineage: Eukaryota; Metazoa; Chordata; Actinopteri; Pleuronectiformes; Cynoglossidae. The transcript is spliced from 6 exons. Gene Ontology annotation, biological process: BMP signaling pathway. Gene Ontology annotation, molecular function: coreceptor activity. Bases 486 to 1775 code for a protein of 429 amino acids. Gene Ontology annotation, cellular component: plasma membrane. The record is from RefSeq and is a predicted model, not a curated record.
GGAGAGAGACUGAUGACAGACACAGCUAAGUGUGAUCACACUAAUCAACUCCACACAGGAGGAAAGGGAGACGAAGAAACCUCACAACUUCCAAAGAUCGCCAAUAAGGGACCAGAUAUAGUCAAGAAGUGCCCUACCCAGAUAUGUAGGAAUUAGGCCACAUCGCUCACUACCAUCCUGCUCUAAUCAAAGUGCCGAUUCUUGAAACAGACAGCUGUUGUCAUGUGCCUUCAUUCAAAUGGCUAUCUGUCCCUGGAGCUGCCCAAGUCCUUUGUUGGUCAGCUGAAGUAGUGGAGGGGACCAGAGUUAACAGUAUCUGCCAAUUCAAACUCCUGUUAGAGCAGAUCUCCUGUUCACACUGCAGAAUAUCCCACAGGCAAACUGACCAGGAGAUGUCAUCAGUGACUGCUGACGGCAAAUACUAUAACAGCCGCAGCGUCGAUGAGAAGCAGUAGUUGAACUCCAUUCUAACUGAAUGGAUUGGCAUGGGGAGAAGCGGACCUCAAAUCACGGCUAAGCGGCAGCUUUUGGACUGUGUAACGUUGACGAUGGUUUUUCUCUCGGUGUUAUUUCGACCAGCUCACUGCCAGCAGUGUCGAAUUCAGCGCUGUAAUGCAGAGUACGUAGCUUCUACCUCACCUUCCAGUGGUCUACAGGAAGAUGUGACCCAUGAUGUGGACUACUGCAUUGCUUUGAGGGCCUACGCUCAGUGCACUCGGCGUCAGGCACGCAGUUGCAGGGGAGACUUGGUGUACCAUUCAGCAGUCUUCCGCAUUAAAGAGCUGUUCACUCAACACAAUUGCUCCAGUGUUGGGCCCACUUCAUCUGCCAAGGUCCCCAGCACGUCCCGGCCAGCUGUGUCGGAGCUUUGCGACUAUGAGAAGCGAGCCCCAGUGUCAGGCUCGGCCAGUCAGCAAAAGAAAUAUGCCCACUGUGGAUUAUUCGGAGACCCUCACCUACGGACUUUCCGAGAUGAGUUUCAGACCUGCAAGGUGGAGGGGGCGUGGCCUCUGAUCGACAACCGCUUUCUGUCUGUGCAGGUGACCAACGUGCCUGUUGUCCUGGGCUCGAGUGCCACAGCCACCAGCAAAAUUACAGUUAUCUUCAAGUCCUAUCAAGGAUGUACAGAUCAGAAGGUGUACCAGGCUACGACAGAGGAUCUGCCUCUGGCUUUUCAAGAUGGGACUCGCAACGGCGGGCAGAGCAGCAGCUUGUCCAUCACAGAGCGAGGUGGCUCCGGAGUGGGCCGCCAGGUAAAGAUCCUGGCUCGCUACAUCGGCACAUCCAUUAUUAUUCGACGCGUAGGCAGUUAUUUGACCUUUGCCAUCAGAAUGCCAGAGGAGAACCUGGACUAUUCGGAGGACAGUGGUGGUCUGCAGCUUUGCCUGCACGGCUGUCCACGCAAUGAGCUCAUCAAAGAGCACAGGCUGGGCCGUCAGAGCCAGCAGCCCCGUCUUCAGGGCACCAACACAGAGCUGGGCCCUCUACGGCCUCCUCACCAAGUCUACACGGUGGAGCGAGCUACGGCCAAAUGUAGAGAGACCCUGCAGGUGGAGGACGUCUACUUUCAGUCCUGUGUUUUUGACUUGCUGACCACAGGAGAUCCAGAAUUUUCAAUGGCAGCCUACAGUGCACUGGAGGAUUUAAAAGCGCUGCCACCCAGCAAACUGAAACAGAACCCCAGGACUCCUGUUCCUUACAAUCGAGGAACGUCAAACACGGUGGAUAACAGACCGUUGCUGGCACUCCUACUCCUCGUUCUCUUGCUUCUGUGAAAUAAAAAUAAAAGAGGGUUGUUACAGAUUAACAUGGAGGCAAACAGAAUGUAGACGCGUGACCAUCUUGAGGAAUGAGUGAGUGGAGCUCACAUGUAUUUGUUUAAUUUUUUAUCAUUGAAUGGUUUUGUCAUUUGAAGGAUACAAUGCUCAAAUAUAACUUUUCCUGCGAUUGCCUUUUCUGUGCCCUCACACAUGGGUCACAUGUUUUUGAAGAAACAAACUGUGUAGUUGUGUGGUUUGAUCUGAUUUGUUUGCUUACUGUUAUUUGGUUUACAUUGUCUCUGAGAGGAGUUUAACCUCGAGAUGGGUGAACAGGAUGGAAUUGUUUUGAUUGUAAAUAUGUAAUUUUUUAGUGAGAGAAAUGUACAACAUCUAAACCAUUCUCGUUGAAAGAGGCUUCAUGUGGAAAAACAAAAAGAUCACUUCAAGAUCCUGUACAAUCAAACAAGACCAAUGGCACUUUCAGGUGUUUACAGAAAGUUUUGUGUAUUUUUAAAAAUCUCUUCGGAUACGAUAUUUGAGAACGUGCUAAGUACACAGCAUCCAACAACGGUGCAUAAAAACUACCUAUUCAUGAAAGUAAUGUCAGUAUAAUUCUCUCAACAGUUCUCAUCUUGUGUGAAACACUCCACUUCAAGCUGUCUUGCUUCCAGUUUUAGAGGCUUAAAGAAAACUCACAAAUCUUUAUAUAAUAAUAUAUUAAGAGAGUGUAUAUAUGUGUUUUAUAUUGUGUACAUUUGCCUGUGUAUAGUUGUUUUUAACUGUAAUAUGUUUUACAUACGCUAUGUAGGUUCUUUUGAAACAGUGUAAGAAAAGUAAACUAAUAUGUGUUGUGUUGUAUUUGUAAUUUUCUGUAUUAAAAGUGUUGGACAUUCU